AUGAAAGCUAACAAUAAUUAUAACACAAUGAGUUGCAGUAUUUCUUCGACUUGUAGAAGACUGAAGCAUACUCUUCCCGAUUUGAUGUACGAUUAUGGAGCUUUAGAACCGGUGAUCUCUGCUGAAAUUAUGCAAGUUCAUCAUGGCAAGCAUCACGCUGCUUAUGUGAAUGGACUGAACCAGGCUGAGGAGAAAGUAAAAGAAGCUUUAGCAAAAGGAAGAAUACAAGAAGCCGUUGUGGGCACGAAAUUGAUGAAUUUCAAUGCUGGUGGUCAUAUCAAUCAUACCUUAUUUUGGGAAGGACUAACCACAGUAAAGGACAGCGGGGAACCAAGUGCUGAACUCAUGGCCGCUGUCAAAAAAGAUUUUGGAUCUCUCGAAGCAAUGAAAGACAAGCUUAGUGCCAAAACAAUCGCUAUUCAAGGCUCUGGUUGGGGUUGGCUUGCUUACGACAAGGAAAUGAAACGUUUGCAGCUUGUAUGUUGCGCGAAUCAAGAUCUUCUUGAACAAACAACUGGCUUAUCACCGCUAUUUUGCAUCGACGUUUGGGAACAUGCAUAUUAUUUACAGUAUAAAAACGUAAGACCAGACUUUGUAAAAGCCAUUUGGAAAAUUGCGAACUGGAAAACUAUAAGUGAUCGUUUCGCUAAAGCUACGCAAUAA
Thelazia callipaeda (thelaziosis nematode) is the source of this 663-nucleotide messenger RNA. NCBI's taxonomy places the organism in Eukaryota, Metazoa, Nematoda, Chromadorea, Rhabditida, Thelaziidae. The record is from the annotation of a GenBank genome assembly.